Nannospalax galili (Upper Galilee mountains blind mole rat) is the source of this 3153-nucleotide messenger RNA. It is a transcript of the gene Gnal, whose product is annotated as G protein subunit alpha L. The transcript is spliced from 12 exons. Bases 232 to 1554 code for a protein of 440 amino acids. Gene Ontology annotation, molecular function: GTP binding; G protein-coupled receptor binding; G-protein beta/gamma-subunit complex binding. The record is from RefSeq and is a predicted model, not a curated record. Gene Ontology annotation, cellular component: heterotrimeric G-protein complex. Lineage: Eukaryota; Metazoa; Chordata; Mammalia; Rodentia; Spalacidae. Gene Ontology annotation, biological process: adenylate cyclase-modulating G protein-coupled receptor signaling pathway.
CGGGCUGGCCAGGACCAGCUCCGCCAGCUCUGCCCGCUCGUGGCGCUAUCAGGAGAUCUCCGGCCCAAGACCUAGGGACAAUGCACUAUGGCCCUCCUGAGCAGUGAGGGGCCCUUUUCCCGGGCCCGCCGCAGUCACGCCCCGCAGCCGGCCACCCAGGGUCCGCCGGCAUCGCCCCCUCGCCGAGCCCCGGCCUGAGCCGCUGGACUUGCCCACGCCCGGUGCGCCCUCAUGGGUCUCUGCUACAGCCUGCGGCCGCUGCUCUUCGGGGGCUCGGGGGACGCCCCCUGCGCCGCCUCGGACCCGCGGGAGGACAAUGCGCGGCCCCAAGCAGACUCGGCCCUGGCCCCCCCAGUGCGGUCAGCCGGCCUCCAGACCCCAGCGUGCGGGCGGCCCCCUGCAGACCCGCAGACCGGGCGGCGGCGGCCGGAGCAGCUGCGCGCAGAGGAGAGGGAGGCGGCCAGGGAGGCGAGGAAAGUGAGCCGAGGCAUCGACCGCAUGCUGCGCGAGCAGAAGCGAGACCUGCAGCUGACGCACCGGCUCCUGCUGCUGGGGGCUGGAGAGUCUGGAAAAAGCACAAUCGUCAAACAAAUGAGAAUCCUGCACGUCAACGGAUUCAACCCCGAGGAAAAGAAGCAGAAAAUUCUGGACAUCAGGAAAAAUGUUAAAGAUGCUAUUGUGACAAUUGUCUCGGCAAUGAGUACUAUAAUACCCCCAGUUCCACUGGCCAACCCUGAGAACCAGUUUCGAUCAGAUUAUAUCAAGAGCAUAGCCCCUAUCACUGACUUUGAAUAUUCCCAGGAGUUCUUUGAUCAUGUGAAGAAGCUCUGGGACGAUGAGGGGGUGAAGGCAUGCUUUGAGAGAUCCAACGAGUACCAGCUCAUCGACUGUGCUCAAUACUUCCUGGAAAGGAUUGACAGUGUCAGUCUGGUUGACUACACACCCACAGACCAGGACCUCCUCAGGUGCAGAGUAUUAACAUCAGGAAUUUUUGAGACACGAUUCCAAGUGGACAAAGUGAACUUUCACAUGUUUGAUGUUGGCGGCCAGAGGGACGAGAGAAGAAAAUGGAUCCAGUGCUUUAAUGAUGUCACUGCCAUCAUUUACGUGGCAGCCUGCAGCAGCUACAACAUGGUGAUCCGGGAAGAUAACAACACCAACAGACUGAGAGAAUCGCUGGACCUGUUCGAAAGCAUCUGGAACAACAGGUGGUUACGAACCAUUUCUAUCAUCUUGUUCUUGAACAAACAGGAUAUGCUGGCAGAAAAAGUCCUAGCAGGGAAAUCAAAGAUUGAAGACUAUUUCCCAGAGUAUGCAAAUUAUACUGUUCCUGAAGAUGCAACACCAGAUGCUGGAGAAGAUCCCAAAGUUACAAGAGCCAAGUUCUUUAUCCGAGAUCUGUUUUUGAGGAUCAGCACGGCCACCGGCGAUGGCAAACACUACUGCUACCCUCACUUCACCUGUGCUGUGGACACGGAGAACAUCCGCAGAGUGUUCAACGACUGUCGUGACAUCAUCCAGAGGAUGCACCUCAAGCAGUACGAACUCUUGUGAGGGCCACCCACCCCUCCUCCUCUCUGCCGCCUUUCCUCCCUCUUGGCCACCUCAGAAGGCAGUGCAUCUCCCCCAGCCUGCGUGUCCGUCCACCUAAGCCAUGGUAGGGUAUAGUGAGUGAGUGUCUAGGGUCAUCAGGCUGCCAUCUGUCCUGUCCUGGUUAUGCCUAUGUGUGACCACCAAGCCUCUGGCUACCUCUGUCCCCCAAGGUUUGGUUCUGUAGCUUUUGUUUCCACUGGAUACAACAGCCUCCCACCACCAAUUUGUAUCACUGCAAAGCCACCAACUCUCUCCCUUGAGUGACACUGCAGUGAAAUCUCUCUGGGUGGGGACUCAUUUAUUCUUGGAUUGAUUGGUUGAUAGACUGACUCAUCAAAGACAGCUUGGUAAAUGGGGGAAAUAUAUUGUUUUCAAGUUAUCACGCAUGAUCGCAAAAUUGUACGCACAGUGCUAUGCACUACUCUUUUUGGUUUUCCCUUUAUGAAAUUGCAGGUUAACAGGUGGCUUCCCCUUCUGAUCUGCACUGUCCCAAGACUUAGAGUAGACCCCAAGCCAGCAACAGAGCAAGAUAAACCAUUUUCAGUCAUAUUUGUGGUGGCUACAAGCCUCAAGCAUUUAGAUGAGAGUGCUUCUUGGGGCCUUUUACAUUCAGGCAGAAAACCUGCCGUGUUCAUACUGCAAAGUGUCCCGUCUGUAAACGGUCCUCUACUGGUCCUCUACGCCUUCCUGACAGCUGGGCAUAGUCUUUCAUAGCUUCUUCUUGUUGUUGGUUUAUUAGACUGUACAGACCACAAAAUGUAAUUUUCUUUUGUAUCACUCCUAAAGAAAACUCCUUGAGUUCUGUGCCUUGGUGAUGGUCACACCCGUAAGGAAUUGUGUUCCAGCAGCGCUGAGAUAUCCACAUGGCCUGCUGCUUACUCCAAAGUGGGGAAUCAGUGGUGUCUCUGUUCAACUUUGGAUAUUUUUAUUGGGUUGGUCCUUCUGGAAUAUGCACUGAUUUUAGAAUUACCCACUUUACCAGCAGUGUCACCCUGACAUCACAAAUUCUGCAACCCACCUGCUCUGAACCUCAGCUGCAAACUCUGGAAUGACCCAAUUCCAAGGCACAAAUUAUAAUUUAUUCUCCUUUCAAGAACUGAGGAUCUGAUUUUCCUCCCAGGGGCGGGGAUGAUGACUCCUUCAGAUUUGCUAGGAAGGAGCAGCCCAAUCAUCCCAUAGUCAAGGUUCUGCACACAGGAAAACAAAUGGCAAGAGAAAAACCAAGUGUCAAUGUUGUGUCUGACUGAGGACAGUAAGGAUGGCAUCUUUUUAGAUGAAAUACUGUAAAACCUAUCUAUCCAUCUAUCUAUCUAUCUAUCUAUCUAUCUAUCUAUCUAUCUAUCUAUCAUCUAUCUAUCUAUCCUCUUUCUAUCUGUAGUGCUAGGGAUGAACACAGGACCUAAUGCAUAUUAGGCAAGUACUCUACUGCUAAGCCAUAUCCCCAGCCAUCUCUCCAGCCCUACAAAACCUUUAUUUUAAAUGUAAAGACAAAAAAAAAUGGCUGUUUCUCACAAAUGCAUGAUCUGCAAAUGCAGCCUUCUGUUACAGUUCAGCAGAACA